AUGGUCACAGGUUUAUCUUGGUGGCUAUUGAUUAUUUACAAAGUGGGUGGAAGCAGUAACUUUCAAGUCAGUGACCAAGAAGGUCGUGGUGGAUUUCAUCCAUUUCAACAUCAUCUGUGUCGGUUUGGUAUUCCAAAGGUGAUUAUAACUGAUAACGCCGCAAAUGUCAAUAGCCACUUAAUGCAAGAGGUAUGCUACCAAUUUAAGAUUGAGCAUCGAAAUUCGACUCCGUAUCGCUCAAAGGCAAACAGGACUGUAGAAGCUGCUAACAAAAAUAUAAAAAAGAUACUUCGUAAGAUGGUGCAAAUUAUACCUACAAAAAUUGAGAUCCCAUCUUUAGGAAUUGUUGUGGAGGCAGAAAUUGAUGGUGAUGAGUGGACCAAAGCAGAGUUAGAGCAAUUAAGUUUGAUUGAUGAGAAGCGUCUGCCAUCAAUAUGUCAUGGACAAUUAUAUCAUAAAAGAAUGGCACGGGCAUACAACAAAAAGGUGCGUCCCACACAUUUUGAAGAGGGUCAAUUAGUGUUGAGACACAUUUUGCCACAUCAUGCCAAAAUCAAAGGCAAAUUUUCUCCAAAUUGGAGAGGACCAUUCGCUGUUAAAAGGGUAUUACCCAAUGGUGCUCUUUACUUAGCAGAUAUAGAAAGCAAAGUGACAGAAACGAUCGUCAAUGCUGAUGUUGUGAAAAGAUAUUACAUAUGA
This is a messenger RNA of Solanum lycopersicum (tomato), 699 nucleotides long. RefSeq lists its product as uncharacterized. Gene Ontology annotation, biological process: DNA integration. Gene Ontology annotation, molecular function: nucleic acid binding. The record is from RefSeq and is a predicted model, not a curated record. Lineage: Eukaryota; Viridiplantae; Streptophyta; Magnoliopsida; Solanales; Solanaceae.